Messenger RNA from Rotaria sp. Silwood1, 1440 nucleotides. Lineage: Eukaryota; Metazoa; Rotifera; Eurotatoria; Philodinida; Philodinidae. The record is from the annotation of a GenBank genome assembly.
AUGGGUACGAAACUAUCAAAACAAGAAAAUAAUUUUUCUUCUUCUCAUGAUAAAACAUCUUAUGGCGAAUAUGUUAUUCGUUCUUAUGCAAAAUGGAAUCAUUGUUCCGUUCUUGUUAGUCAUGAUCCAUCACGUUUUACUACUCAUGAAAUUCUAAACUUAAAUAAACAUAAUGAAAUUUGUCAAAAUUCUACUAAUUCAAUAAUUAAAAAUCCUCGAUUAAUUAUUCAAAAUCAAUCAUUAUCAAUUGAAAAAGUUAAAUUUCAUUCUUCAUCUAGAGAUAAAUCUCAUUAUGAUCAUAGUAAAGAUGAAAAAAAUUUAAAACUUAAAAAAAGUCAAUCAUCUGAUCAUUUAUCACAUUCAAACAAUAUAAUUACAGCCAAACAAUUAAUCAAAUUUCAUCAACAUAGAAUAAUUGAAAAACGACAAGAUUUAACUCAAUCAUCUGAUGAAAUUUUUUUAAAUAAAUAUAUUGAAAAAUCUCCAUCAAAAACAAAUAAAAAUCAAUUUAUUUUUUCAAAUAAUAAAAAAGAAAAAAUUCCAGCUGAUCUUCAAUUUGUUUUAAUUAAUCAAUAUGAUUUACAAAAUGCUCAUGAAAUCGGUAAAGGUCAUUUCGGUACUGUUUAUCAUGCAUUAUACAAAGGUACUCGUGAUGUUGCAGUUAAAACAUUAAAUUCCCGACGAAAAGAUCGUCCAAAUGGUGAUAAAUCGUCAAUAGAAGAAUAUGAUGAUAAUAUUUAUGAAUUACUUAAUGAAGCUUAUAUAAUGACAGGUUUACAACAUAUUAAUCUUUUACGUAUAAUUGGUGUUACUUUUUUUGGAAAAGAACAACAAUUAGGUUUAGUUACAGAUUUUAUGAAAAAUGGUUCUUUAUUAGAUUAUCUUCGAAAAUCUCGAAAUAUAUUUCUUAAAUUAAAUUCUAAAGAUGUUAAAUUUAAAUUAAAUUCUUUUGCAAAACAAAUAUUUCAAGCUAUGCUUUUUUUGGAACAACGAUCUAUUAUUCAUAGAGAUUUAGCAACUAGAAACUGUUUAAUUGGAGAUGAUGAUACAGUCAAAGUGGCAGAUUUUGGUUUAACAAAAUUGACUGAAUGUGGUUUAUAUAAAGGUAGUUAUCGUACAAUAUGUGCUAUACGUUGGACAUCACCUGAAGCUAUAUUUCAUUCCGAAUAUACAUCGCGUUCAGAUGUUUGGAGUUAUGGUAUAACUCUUUGGGAAAUAUAUUCAUUAGGUGAACGACCAUUUGCUUCUAUGAAUAAUAUUGCUAUUAAAAAUAUUUUAAAAAAUCAAUUAGUAAAUAUUUGUUUUUAUCUUCCACGAUCGUAUCAAUAUAUAUCUGAUGAAACAUAUAAUCAGAUUAUUCGACCUUGUUUAACAUAUAAUGUUAUAUUGAGACCACGUUUUUCUGAUUUAAUAGAACGUAUUCAAAAAAUUCUUCAUUAA